Messenger RNA from Aspergillus thermomutatus, 834 nucleotides. RefSeq lists its product as uncharacterized. Gene Ontology annotation, molecular function: actin filament binding. The record is from RefSeq and is a predicted model, not a curated record. Gene Ontology annotation, cellular component: cytoskeleton. The coding region runs from base 1 to 834 and encodes 277 amino acids. NCBI's taxonomy places the organism in Eukaryota, Fungi, Ascomycota, Eurotiomycetes, Eurotiales, Aspergillaceae. The transcript is spliced from 3 exons.
AUGGAAGCCGCUAAACCAGCUACACAGAAUGCUGGCAACCACGCUGCCUUGGCGACUGGCGGGUACGAGUUCCCCGGCAUCCCUAAGAUUGACGACCCCUACGAGAAACGCCAGUGGCAGCUCGAGCACAUGGCCGGUGCCUUUCGCGUGUUCGCUCGCAAGGGCUUCACUGAAGGGACGAGCGGUCAUAUCAGCGUGAGGGAUCCAGUCGACCCAACGACUUUCUGGAUCAACCCUAUGGGGAAGCACUUUGGCAUGCUGAAAGCGAGCGACAUGGUGCAGAUCGACGAGAACGGCCAGGUCAUCGGCGGCAACAAGGCCGCCAUCAACGCAGCAGGCUUCAUGAUUCACAGCGCCAUCCAUCGUGCUCGCCCUGACAUCCAUGCUGCCUGCCAUACGCACUCGCCCGCGGGGAAAGCGUGGUCCACCUUCGGCAGGCCCCUCGACAUCAUCAACCAGGAUACCUGCAACUUCUGGGGCACACAAGCAGUCUACAAGUCCUUUGGUGGUGUCGUUCUGGGGGCUGAAGAGGGCGAACGUAUUGCCGAGGCACUUGGGGCCAGAGGUCGGGUCGUUGUUCUCCAGAAUCAUGGUCUUCUGACGACUGGGGGUACGGUUGAUGAGGCUGCCUAUCUAUUUACCCUCAUGGAGCGGUCUUGCGAAGUCCAGAUUAUGGUCGAGAGCACGGGGUUGCCAAAGAAUUUCAUCGGCGAGAAGGAAGCUGAGUUCACGGCCAAAGUGAACGCUGACCCAGAAACACUCUAUACUGAAUUUCAACCCGACUUUGAGUACGAGAUCUGGAAGUCGAAUGGAGAACUAUGCAAGGGAGAAUAA